AUGUCUGUGCAAAGAGUAGUGCAGUCGUCCUUGCGGCGCGUUGCCGCGCAGAACCCGGUUCUGAUCCGGUCGUCCUUCGCAAGAUUUGCAAGCCCUGCAGCGAUUGCACUCGGGCAGUUCAGACCAGCAACAUCUUCCUCCAAACCUUACACUGAAGUGUCUGAUCCGAAGCAGCUCCUUGCCCGACAACGCCUUAACCGCCCUGUCUCGCCACAUCUGGCCAUCUACCGGCCGCAAAUUACCUGGUACCUCUCUGCCCUUAAUCGCAUCACAGGCUCUGUGUUAUCUGGUGGCAUGUAUGUGUUUGCUGCGGCAUACUUGGUAGCCCCUGCGGUUGGCUGGCAUCUGGAGUCGGCGUCUCUCGUUGCCGCAUUUGGUGCCUUGCCGAUUGCAGCAAAAUUCGCUCUGAAAUUUGGCGUUGCCAUGCCCUUUACAUUCCAUUGCCUGAAUGGAGUCAGACAUCUUAUUUGGGAUAUGGGAAAGAAGUUGAAUAAUAAGCAGGUCAUAUCUACAGGCUGGACAGUAGUGGGCCUGAGUGUAGCCAGUGCCUUCGCGUUGGCUCUGAUUUGA
This is a messenger RNA of Ophidiomyces ophidiicola, 570 nucleotides long. It is a transcript of the gene SDH3, whose product is annotated as cytochrome b subunit of succinate dehydrogenase, Sdh3p. The record is from RefSeq and is a predicted model, not a curated record. Bases 1 to 570 code for a protein of 189 amino acids. Gene Ontology annotation, biological process: mitochondrial electron transport, succinate to ubiquinone; tricarboxylic acid cycle. Lineage: Eukaryota; Fungi; Ascomycota; Eurotiomycetes; Onygenales; Onygenaceae. Gene Ontology annotation, molecular function: succinate dehydrogenase activity; electron transfer activity. Gene Ontology annotation, cellular component: membrane. The transcript is spliced from 3 exons.